Molecule: messenger RNA, 1090 nt
Organism: Panicum virgatum (switchgrass)
Lineage: Eukaryota; Viridiplantae; Streptophyta; Magnoliopsida; Poales; Poaceae
Product: U3 small nucleolar ribonucleoprotein protein IMP3-like
Exons: 5
Coding region: 302-850 (182 amino acids)
Biological process (GO): rRNA processing
Cellular component (GO): small-subunit processome; small ribosomal subunit; Mpp10 complex
Molecular function (GO): snoRNA binding; rRNA binding; structural constituent of ribosome
Source: RefSeq, a predicted model, not a curated record
GGCCUCGGCUCGGGACGCUGCAGCUUGAGGUGGCAAGCUCGCUCGAGCUCGGUUCAUUGACAGCCCUCCCGCUCAGGGCUCACGGCUCAGGGCCUCAGAACUCUCCUUUCCCUUCUCUCGAACCCUCUCCUCCCUUUCUCUUCCUUCACUGGCGGCGACGACUGGGUGAGCGGCGGCGCCAUCUGUCCUGUCUUCGCCCAGCCCUUUGCCGGCGACGAGCGCAUCCUCCAGAAACUCCUUUUGUUCCAGGGGAAUUGUUUCGCUGGGCCGGCGGUGUAACCCGGCUUUCUUCAAUUGAAAGAUGAGGAAGCUCAAGUUCCACGAGCAGAAGCUCCUCAAGAGGACAAAUUUCUUGCAGUACAAGAGGGAGGGCGGCCACCGGGAGGCGCUUGUGACCCAGCGCUACCACCUCGUCGAGAGGGACGACUACAAGAAAUACAAUGGCAUAUGCUUAAUGGUGCAGAAGCUCGUUAACAUCAUAAAGCAGAUGGACCCAAGAGACCCUUUCAGAAUCGAAAUGACAGACAUGCUGCUUGAUAAGCUAUAUAAUAUGGGUGUUAUUCCAACAAAAAAGAGCCUGUUAAAAUGCGAGAAUCUUUCAGCUAGCGCCUUCUGCAGGCGGAGACUGGCAACAGUAAUGGUGAACCUCAAGUUUGCAGAGCACCUCAAAGAGGCAGUGACAUACAUUGAGCAGGGGCAUGUGCGUGUAGGUCCAGAGACAGUUACGGAUCCAGCCUUUCUUGUGACCAGAAACAUGGAGGAUUUCAUCACCUGGGUGGAUUCAUCAAAGAUCAAGAGGAAGGUCAUGGAGUACAAUGAUGCUUUGGAUGAUUAUGAUGCCAUGUUUUGAGAAAAUCAUUCAGCAGAAAUUUUUGUGCCAUCAAUGUAAUAUUAGCUACUCACAUAUGGGCAUUCAGAAAAAAAUCUGUUGCAGGUUACUUGCAUUUGCGUUGCAGACGUGAUACAAUUUUGUAGCUGGUUGCUGACACAUUAUGUCGAUGUAGUGCGCGAUUGCUUUUUUUUUAAAAAAAUGUUCACUCUUAUGCUACCUUGCUGAUUUGGAUAUGCCAAGUUGUUGAGUUGCCUUCAC